Molecule: messenger RNA, 3271 nt
Organism: Portunus trituberculatus (swimming crab)
Lineage: Eukaryota; Metazoa; Arthropoda; Malacostraca; Decapoda; Portunidae
Product: pollen-specific leucine-rich repeat extensin-like protein 3
Exons: 2
Coding region: 1505-2635 (376 amino acids)
Source: RefSeq, a predicted model, not a curated record
CCGUGCAUCACCAGUGGUUCCGCGGUAAGGUGUUGCACUUGUGGCCGAAAGGUUGCGAGUUCGAUCCGUGCACAUGGCAGGUGCUUUGACCAGUGAAAUGGUGGCUUCCCAGCGGCAGCCAUCACCGUGCAGCAUUCUUUACUACAGCGUUGUAUGACCUCACGUGACGACGACAAAACAAUACUCCUCACUCACCGAUACGACUACAGGGAACCACGUGUCUACGCCAGUAAACAUCCUCACUGAAAGUAAGAGUGAAGUGGGAGACGGGGGCGGAAGUUGUAUGGAUUACCUGAGAAAAUGAGAAAAGGAAAGAACACUGAAACAAAAAUUAUACAAACAUUUAGUUGCACAUGCUACAGCAACGUUAAAACAACCGGAAUCCCAAAGACGAAUAGACCUGUUAUGCAAAAGGUAAGAAAAUUAUAGUAUCCAAGAUAUUUGACAACUAUUCCAUCAUUAUACGCCAAACAUUCGAUGAGAAAAUGAAACAUUCAAAGUUGUGAGCCAUGAGGGAGUCUGCGUUCCUUGCGUGACCUUUGCAAGUAGGAGUGGGAGGAGGUGGAGUAAGAGUAAGGCAGUGUCAGUGUGAGCUUCGUUCCAUCUCACCACAGCCACUCGUCCGUGUCAAGCUCCUUCCCCUCAACAGAAAACACCGCAAAACUCGACCAUAAAACAUUACACGUGAUACACGAAGCGAUGAAGUUCUCUGUGAGGCAAAGACGCUACUGGUCACUAAUGGAUGAGUGAGAGAUAAACAAAUGUAAGAGGCGAGAGAGACAACAGGUGAAAAAGUGACAGAGCGGUCAACAACCGCCGCUGAUUCGUAAACAGACAUCACUCAGUCUGUACAGUCAUAAUGUGGUAACUUUCCAAUAGUUGACUCAUGUGGUGCCUCGUGAGGAAUGCUCGGGGGAGAGGAGGGUGAUCGGGAGUGAAUUCUCGAAAUAAUCGAUAAACAUCUUAACGUCUCUACUCAUUUGGUGUGACCGUCAAAAUUCACUUUCAUUCGUCCACGUCCCUGUCGCUUUCAUUCACGCAAAAUACAGUACGAUUAUGCACCAGCAAUAUUUGGAAGAAGAAUGCCAGCGUCACAACAACCGACGUGUCAAGUAAACACUAUUCUCGUUAUUUCAAAUGUCACAUUCUCGGUAGUUAAAUCUUAAUUGAUUAUGCCACUCUCAUAGUAGCAGCUGCGAUUCCGUAUUCUUUUCACCUUUAUUCAUUUCUUUCCUUACCUCAGUAACAGUAUUAUUAAAUGCAGUGUGCUUACAUUGUCACACACACUCUUUACGCUGACUGACAAGAUUCAUACCAAGUGCCGUUCAUUCCUUCUGCUCCCUCACUACUUGGGCUGCUAUGGAUCCUACUCUUGUAGCUCAACGUAGCAACACUUCCAACUCCUAGCCUACAACAUCGAUUGCCCUUACCACUACUAACACAACAGUACCAGGUAAAAAGUCCUUAUACUACUACUACUACUACUACUACUACUACUACUAGAAUGAAUACCAUGCUGGAUUACCCUCUGCACUUCCCCGGGAGCAACACAACACUACCUUGGGCACAGACGGGAAUGUCCUUGGCUGUGGUGCUUGUGGCUCUCAUGGUGUUGGUGCUGAGCUGUUGUGGUGCUGCUGCUCUCUUCCUGGCAGCCUGCUGUGGGAACCGGAGGAGAGACACCGUGGCCGAGAGUGGAGACUCCCGCUGGUUGCCUGGAAUAGGUCUCAUUGACUACGUCCCCGUUUCCAACAGGUCGUCGGUUCGGGUGUCUCUCUUGUUGUCUGACAGCAUGCAGGACCUGGAGGGAGGCGCAGACGAGUCUCACACACCUGCCAUCAGUUCCAGUCAUGUCCCCCACCAGUCGCCGUCACUCUCACAGCAGUACAGGGCAGGUGCCUCGGCAUCUGCUCAGCAUCUUUACACUGCUGCUGCUUUGCCUGAAAAGGAAGUUCGUGUCUCACAUUCAUCACAAGCUUUCCCAUCGAGUUCCUUCUCCCAAGCGUCCAUGAACUCUUUAGAAUACAACAAAGAUCAAGAGUUUAGCGAAGAAGACUCUAAAGCAACUCUUGAGACAGAGCAGCAAGCCAAGUCCUCCCUUGAGCCCCAGUCACCAACCACGCCACUGCAUCUAUCAACACCCACUACGCCUUUGUCAGCUUUAAGAGUACCUCAUCAUGGUUCCUUGUCCUCACUGCCAUUUGUUUCCUCACCAACGUCUGGGGAUUAUUUUACUGUUAUCAACACUGGCAAAAAUAGUAAUGCAUCAUCAUCAGCACCACAACCACUAGCACCUCCACCACCAUCAGCAUCAUCACCACCACUAGCACCUCCACCAUCAUCAUCAAUAUCAUCACCACCACUAGCACCUCAACCACCAUCAUACACACCACCACCACCACCAUCAACAUCACCACCAUCAUCAUCACCACCACCACCAAUAGCACCUCCACCACCAUCAUCAACACCACCAAAAUCACUACCACCACCACCACCACUACUAGCACCUCCACCACCAUCACUACCAGAACAGCACACUGACUCUGUCUCGUUAAAGACUCUCAUGUCGCCGACUCAGUCAGAAAGGUGGUCCAUCCUUCCUCGCCUGGGACACCCUGUCAAUAGAAACAAGUGAGACGAUUCUUAUCCUAGAUGCUGAGGAUCCAUACUCAUCAUGGCGGAAAAUGAAAUGUUUUGGUGUUAUUUAUACAAUGUCCAUGUGAAUAAUAUACUACUUUCAUACUUAACCCCUUGAGUAUCUUGACACGUUUCCAUAUUCAUUCUGGUUACAAUCUUCAGCUUCAGAAUAUGUGGAAGGAUUAAAAUAGUGAAGACUGUGGCUAUUAAUCUUCUGACUUUCAUAGACUCUUCCUAAUGUCAAUAAAAUGGUCUAAUUGUACACACAUCUCAAGGUAAAAAUGUGUCCCAGUUUUGAAGAAGUUAAACAAAUUCUUCACUUUGAAGCUCUUCGAGGGCGCUUGUAAACCAUUUGUGGGUCUGCCUAUCGGUAUAUCCUGUUGAGGAUUUGCUGGGUUCCAUGUGGUAACUCUUUGUGACAAUGCUCUGACCUAACAAGCCACAGAAACCCGGAGAAAAAAUAACACGUAGUGGCAGUGUUUCCGAGGAGUUCCUGGCACUGUCUGUUCGUUGUUGGGCAGCGGGUCUAGAAUCAGACUCUGGAGACGCACACUACUGCCUGAGAACACGUAACCACUGCAGUUUUUUUUUCUUUCAUACUUUAUACAUCAGUUAAAUAAAGAAGAAUGCUUUU